Molecule: messenger RNA, 1398 nt
Organism: Arachis ipaensis
Lineage: Eukaryota; Viridiplantae; Streptophyta; Magnoliopsida; Fabales; Fabaceae
Source: RefSeq, a predicted model, not a curated record
AUUUUUUUGUUCCCCUUUCAAUUUCCUCCAGAAGAACACACCCCCACGAGACACUUCGCGCAUAGCAAACCCUCUUCCCUCCAGAAGCACACCCUUUCGCCAUUCUCACCUUCGCACAUAACCCUCACCUUCGCCAACCCUUUCGCACACAACACACCCUCAAAUAAACUCAGCAAAAAUUUGCCCUCACCCAGUCACCCUCACUCACGCGACAUACACCCUCAUCCUCACUCCACCCACACACGAAAGAGGGAAGAAAUCUGAAAGGGAGAACGGGAAGAAGAAGAAAAGUGAGGGAAGGAAGGAAAGGACGACGCCGGCUAAGGCUCCGCCGCCAUCGUUGUCGAGCGCCAGUGAGAGAGAGAGAGCUCGAGGAAAAGAGAAAACGCGAUGGAGGAGAGAAGAAGGGGGUGCUCCGUCGCCACUGAAGCUCCAUCGCCGUUGCUAGGGCUUGUUGCCAUCGCCGUUCUGCCACCGUCGGGCUGCUGUACUGCCGCCGAGGAGCUCGAAGGGAUGUCUCGCCGCCGUCGUGCUUUGUCGCCAAGCUGUUGCGUUGCCGCUCAUCUCUUCUUCACCGUCACCGCUCAUCACCAACGUCGUAUCCUCUGUCACCAGUUCGAAAGUGGGUAUGGUUUUGAUAGUGAUGAUGAACUGCAACGGCUAAUUAAGAUAGAGAAGCGAGCUUGAUGCAGCUGCCACCAAGCUGCAGAAGGUUUAUAAGAGUUACCAUACCAGAAGAAACUUGGCAGAUUGUGCUGUGGUGGUGGAGGAACUAUGGUGGAAGGCAUUGGAUUUUGCUGCUCUUAAAAGGAGUUCAGUUUCAUUCUUUGAUGUGGAGAAACAAGAAUCUGCUGUGUCAAGGUGGGCAAGGGCAAGAACAAGAGCAGCUAAGGCAGCUAACCUCUAUGAAAGGUUCGAGCAACACAGACACGUGCUUUCAUGGCCCAAGACAUUGGUCAAUAAGUGGUUCAAUAUCAAGUGCAAAACUGAUAACUUUCAAGCAGAUGAUGAUGUCCUUUAUCAAGGCAUACUUUUCAGAAUUCAUUCAGUUCUAUGAUUUUGUUUUCUUCAUGUGUCGCGAGAAUGGUCAAAAGAAUAUUUCUGUAAGCAGGGCAGUAACUGCUUGGAAAUUAGUUCUUGCUGGGAAUGAACAAGGGAAUGACCAAGGGAAUGAACACUGAUAUAAUUGUUAAGGCCAAGAGUUUUCUUGAUGGUGAUGAAGAUCAGCAUGAAAAAGAUGUGUUUGAGAAGAAUUUGAAGGUGCUUCAGAACAUUUUUAGUCAUUAUGCCAAGAUUAGAAGAUUAAUGAUUUUCUGUUUGUUAAAUUCUUUUUGGAUAUAAAGUGCAAACUUUGCAUUUUAAUUGAUAUGUAAUACAAGUUUCAUGUGACUUAAAUUA